CCACCAUCACCCCUUCACCCCACCCCUCUCAUACAGCCCAGCAUGCCCGCCGCCCUCCGCCUCGGCUCCACGGCGCCCAACUUCCAGGCCGAGACGACGCACGGCGCCAUCGACUUCCACCAGUGGCUCGGCGACUCGUUUGGCAUUCUCUUCUCGCACCCCGAUGACUUCACGCCCGUCUGCACCACGGAGCUCGGCGAGGUGGCCAAGCAGAAGGCGCAGUUCGACAAGCGUGGCGUCAAGGUGAUUGGUCUGUCCGCCAACUCCAUCGACUCGCACGACCGCUGGAUUCAGGACAUCAAGGAUGUCUCUUCGGCCGAGGUGCAGUUCCCCAUCAUUGGCGACGAGAAGCGCGAGAUUGCGACGCUGUACGACAUGCUCGACUCGCUCGACGAGACCAACGUCGACAACAAGGGCCUGCCGCUCACGGUGCGCAGCGUCUUCUUCAUCAACCCGGCAAAGAAGAUUGUCGCCAUGAUCACCUACCCCGCCAGCGUGGGGCGCAACUUCGACGAGAUUCUGCGCGUCCUCGACUCGCUGCAGCUCUCGGCGCGCCUCAACGGCAAGAUCACCACGCCCGUCAACUGGCAGAAGGGCGACCGCGUCAUCAUUGCGCCGCCCGUCAAGCAGGAGGAGGCAGACAAGCUCUUCCCGCAGGGCUACGAGACGGCAAAGCCCUACCUGCGCUUUGCACAGCUGAGCAAGGAGCAGGAGGGCAACUAAAGCAGGC
This is a messenger RNA of Tilletiopsis washingtonensis, 730 nucleotides long. RefSeq names its product thioredoxin-like protein. Gene Ontology annotation, cellular component: cytosol; mitochondrion. The transcript is spliced from 3 exons. Gene Ontology annotation, biological process: cellular oxidant detoxification; cell redox homeostasis. Gene Ontology annotation, molecular function: peroxiredoxin activity. Lineage: Eukaryota; Fungi; Basidiomycota; Exobasidiomycetes; Entylomatales. The coding region runs from base 43 to 723 and encodes 226 amino acids. The record is from RefSeq and is a predicted model, not a curated record.